Messenger RNA from Postia placenta MAD-698-R-SB12, 894 nucleotides. RefSeq lists its product as hypothetical. The transcript has 3 exons. Lineage: Eukaryota; Fungi; Basidiomycota; Agaricomycetes; Polyporales; Adustoporiaceae. The record is from RefSeq and is a predicted model, not a curated record. Bases 1 to 894 code for a protein of 297 amino acids.
AUGCGCAUGCUGGAGGCGGAGUUCGGCGGGAAGCAAAAGGCGCCGGAGGACGACGAGGAGAAGGUGGGCAGUGUGGAUCCCAAGGGCAAGCUGAUCACAGAUGGACCGAAGAAGAGGAUCGCUGUUCGGUGCAUUGAGGUGCUGCUUGCUGCGACGUCCUCGGUGGCGUCCAUCUACUCCGCUCUGAUCAUCAAGCCAUCCUCUUCACCCCCACCGGCAAACAAGCUCCCCGCGUACCUCCUCUACAUCCUUUCCUUCCUAACUGUCCUUAGCACGAUCUAUCUAUUCCUCAUUUAUCCUUGCUGCUGUGGGUCCCGACCACGCUCGCGCGACGCAGCCUUCGAGCAGGGCCCGGGCGGGCUCAUGGUGCUCCCCGUACAGUCGCUCCCAGGUGGUGGGAAGAAGGGCAAAGGCGGCAAGGGGAAGAAGCACAAGGGCGGGGGCGGGGCCAGCGACGGUGUGCAGGUGAACCUCAUUGUAGACCCGACGAUGUUUGGUAGCGGACGCCAAGACGAGGACGAGUGGGAGGACGAGCAGGGGGAGGACGGGGAGACGGAGCUGGGGCCGCCCGGCUCGUAUGCCCCGAGGAGGCGGCGGCCACGGCGGCGCGGGAUCUUCGCGGGGCUGGCGCUGGAGGCGCAGUGGAAGCGUGCACGGAAACAGUUGAAGGUGGGGAUGGUGUUCGACGUGGUUGCGUGGGUGCUGUGGGGCGCCGUGUUCGUGGUGGUGCUGAUGGGGAAGCGGUGCCCGGUGGGCGGGUACAAUGGCUGGUGCGAUGCGUACAACCUCGCGAGCGCGGCGGCGUGUCUGCUGUGUGUGUCGUUCGGGGUCAGCAUAUUCUUCGAUAUCAAGGACCUGCAUGCGAGCAAGGCGUCGCCGAGGACACGGCCGUAG